Anas platyrhynchos (mallard) is the source of this 1636-nucleotide messenger RNA. RefSeq names its product bridging integrator 3 (gene BIN3). Gene Ontology annotation, molecular function: lipid binding; protein binding. Gene Ontology annotation, cellular component: cytoplasm; actin cytoskeleton. The record is from RefSeq and is a predicted model, not a curated record. Gene Ontology annotation, biological process: endocytosis; plasma membrane tubulation; actin cortical patch localization. NCBI's taxonomy places the organism in Eukaryota, Metazoa, Chordata, Aves, Anseriformes, Anatidae.
GUAGCAGAAAAAAAAACCAACAAUGUUCUAGUUGAGCCACAACCGUGUUUCACAACCGUGCUUAAAAUGGAUAUUUUUGUAGCGCAGGCAGGGCCUAAAACAGCCUUGCAAAAUUUCUGCUCGCCCACGCGCCUGGCGUGAGUAAUUUUCUUUUGAUGGGAUACCGUUCAAGAUCGGGCAGCCCAAGAAACAGAUUGUACCCAAGACAUGUUGGCUUUGGGCUCGCUUCAUCGCCUCGUAACCGUGGUGUGGAUUCGGAAACUGCCCCGAGAGCGGAGGGAGGUUAUCGCGGGUGUCUGCAAACCAAAAAUAAGUGGGUGGAGAGAGACUUUGAAAGGGAAUAUGGGAAGCUGCAGCAAUUGGAAGAUCAGACCAAAAAACUUCAGAAGGAUAUGAAGAAAAGCACAGAUGCAGACUUGGCCAUGUCCAAAUCGGCCGUGAAAAUCUCUUCGGACCUGCUCUCCAACCCCCUGUGCGAGCAGGAGCCCGGCUUCCUGGAGAUGGUCACGGCCUUCGACACGGCGAUGAAGAGGAUGGACGCCUUCAACCAGGAGAAGGUGAAUCAGAUCCAGAAAACAGUCAUAGAGCCUUUGAAAAAGUUCAGCAGCGUUUUCCCCAGCCUGAACAUGGCAGUGAAGCGCCGCGAGCAAGCCCUGCAGGACUACAAACGCCUGCAGUCCAAGGUGGAGAAGUACGAGGAGAAGGAGAGAACCGGCCCCGUCCUCGCCAAGCUGCACCAGGCCCGCGAGGAGCUGCGGCCGGUGAAGGAGGACUUCGAGGCCAAAAACAAGCAGCUCCUGGAGGAGAUGCCCAAAUUUUACAGCAGCCGCAUCGAUUACUUCAAGCCUAGCUUCGAGUCCCUGGUCCGGGCGCAGGUUGUCUACUACACGGAGAUGCACAAAAUUUUUGGGGACCUCUCGGCGCAGAUUGACCAGCCCGGGCUGAGCGACGAGCAGAGGGAGCGGGAGAACGAAGCCAAGCUGAGCGAGCUGCGGGCGCUCUCCAUCGUGGCCGACGACUGAGGGAUGGGGAGGGCGGGGGGGGGACCCGUAACGGGGCUGGGGAUGGAGCCCCCCAGCUCCUGAGCCCCCUCCCUGCCUUGUCCCGGGGUGCAGGGAUGGAUGGUGGAGGGUUUAAAGCUCUGCCAGGGGGGCUCCUGCAAGAGCACGGCCUCCCCCAGCUGCUACGAGGCUGCGGGAUGGGGUGGCCGUGGGCAUCCUGAUCCCAUUUCUGCCCUCCUAAUUUUUGGGAGCCCGGUUUCUCGUUAAAUAGGUGGUUGUGGGGCAGCUCAGGUGGAAAAAGGAGCAGGCUGCGCCCUCCUGCCCUGACCCAGCACCCUGCUGGCUCCCCGUGCCAGGAUCCAGCCCAGGCUCCUUGCCUGUAGGGUGCUGGUUUGGUGCCUUAAGAGGAGCCCGGUGCCCCCGGGGGGAGGGCAGAAGCGUUCAGAUUCCCAUGGGAUGCAUUUUUGGGGAGCUGAGCAUUCGAGGAGGAGGGUGAGGGGUUCCCUGCUGAAUGCAGCCCGUUCCCUGCAGGAGCCGUGCAAAGUGCCUCGGUGGAGCCCUCACCCGACCAAACACUGUUAAAGGAAAGAGAUUGUGGACGGGAGAGAUUAAAUCCGAGAGAGAUUAAAUCCAGA